GCGGCGAAGGACUGGUUCAGUAGAUCUUCGUUCGGCGCCAUGGAUAUCGUGAAAGAGGUGUUGGAUAAACAGCAGAAGGAUCUGCAAAAAUACAAACCCAUCACGGUAGAGAAGCCACUGGAACCAACGGUCGACGUGGGACACAUGUUGGUCAGCGAUCCGAACUACUUCGACGACGCACUGCUCAAAGCCGACCGCGAGAAAUACGUCUUGGACAUAACACGCGACAACGUACAGCUGCUGAUCAACAGCAUCUGGGAGCUGCCAACGGACCGCGUCGAUGAGUCCAUCGUGGCGAAACUACCGGCCCCGCGAGCUGUGCUACCUCGUGCACGCAAACUACCGGUCCCGAAACCGCUGACCAAGUGGCAGGAGUUUGCCAAAGCAAAGGGUAUAAAGAAAAGAACUCGUGAUAAGAAGGUGUACGAUGACGUGCUGGAGAAAUGGGUGCCAACGUACGGUUACCAGCGCUACAAAGCAGAAAAGGAGCGAGACUGGGUGCUGGAGGUUCCACAGAAUGAUCCAAAUCGUGAUAUGUUCAAAGAGAAGCGCGACCUGCGCAUCGAGCGCGUGGCUAAGAACGAGGUGGCGCGAAUGAAAAAUAUUGCCCGUGCAAAGAAGGUCAAUGUGGCUCGAACAGGCUUCGUUGGUCCUGAUUCCGCCUCAGCUAAACAGCUCAUAACGGUGUCGAAUGUGGUGAAAGCUUCGACCGCAUCCGUCGGUGUCUUCCAGGAGUCCCUACCGAACGAGAAGCAAGCACGCGGUAUCGGCGUGAAAGAGCUAAUUCCAGGCGAAAAGCGCAAGAAAAAGCCAUCGACCCUGAUCGGUGAAAAGCGGCGCAACAUUGAGAUAGUGAACAAGGUUCUGAACAAAAUGCCGAAGAUCGACAUUGACCGGGCGAUUUCGCUGCAGAAAGCAGAAGCGCGCGCAGAACGGGAAGCCGCCGAAAACGAUGACGGCGAAGACGGUGAACGGAGGAAGAAAAAGAAGGGAGGCAAAAAAUCGAAAACUUUUAGCCGGAAAAAGCCCAAGGGUGGUCAGGGUAAGCGUGCUCAGGGUAAGAAGUCCUCGGGCCGUAAACGCCGCUAGAGCAACGUGGCUCUAACCAACGCUUUUGGCCAAGUUAGAGAAAGAAAAAACACCAUCCCUAUGUUUACGAUUGAAAUACACACGUACAUUUACUAAUGCACAUACAUUUGCA
Anopheles bellator is the source of this 1201-nucleotide messenger RNA. RefSeq names its product ribosome biogenesis regulatory protein homolog. The record is from RefSeq and is a predicted model, not a curated record. Bases 40 to 1089 code for a protein of 349 amino acids. NCBI's taxonomy places the organism in Eukaryota, Metazoa, Arthropoda, Insecta, Diptera, Culicidae. Gene Ontology annotation, biological process: ribosomal large subunit biogenesis; ribosome biogenesis; ribosomal large subunit export from nucleus. Gene Ontology annotation, molecular function: protein binding. The transcript has 4 exons. Gene Ontology annotation, cellular component: nucleus; nucleolus; preribosome, large subunit precursor.